This is a messenger RNA of Apodemus sylvaticus (European woodmouse), 521 nucleotides long. RefSeq names its product mitoregulin (gene Mtln). Gene Ontology annotation, cellular component: mitochondrial inner membrane. Gene Ontology annotation, biological process: positive regulation of mitochondrial membrane potential. The coding region runs from base 74 to 244 and encodes 56 amino acids. The record is from RefSeq and is a predicted model, not a curated record. NCBI's taxonomy places the organism in Eukaryota, Metazoa, Chordata, Mammalia, Rodentia, Muridae. The transcript is spliced from 2 exons.
CUCAAGGGAGCGCUAUGGCAUUUGAUCCUCGCGCCAUUCCGUAGCUCACUCUACUAAGUGCUGAGUGUUUGCAAUGGCGGACGUGUCAGAGAGAACGCUGCAGGUUUCCGUGCUAGUGGCUUUCGCCUCUGGAGUGGUCCUGGGCUGGCAAGCGAAUCGGCUGCGGAGGCGUUACCUGGACUGGAGGAAGCGGAGACUGCAGGACAAGCUGGCGACGACUCAGAAAAAGCUGGACCUAGCCUGAGCACGCGCUGCGGCCCGAGCCCGCCGGGUUCUCACUCCCCAAACCCAACGCAGCCCGGUCGCGGGAGCAGCGCGACCACUACCCAACCCAUGAGUCCUGGGUCUUUCUUGCACGGCUUGCAAGAACGUGGCUUGCUUCCAAACCUCAGAAAGAGAAUAGUUUUGUGUUCUCUGACAACUUACUCUCAGCUUGUUGAAGAUGGAUAUAAAGUACUGGAAAGAAAUCAUUUCUUGCACCUUAUGAAUCUAUUUUUAAAAUAAAAAAAAAUUUAAACAUC